Bipolaris maydis ATCC 48331 is the source of this 1197-nucleotide messenger RNA. The record is from RefSeq and is a predicted model, not a curated record. NCBI's taxonomy places the organism in Eukaryota, Fungi, Ascomycota, Dothideomycetes, Pleosporales, Pleosporaceae.
AUGUUCGCUAUCGCUGUGAGUCCAGUUUGGGGCCAAUUUGAUCGGCUAGCCACUCUACCGAUUUGCGCGCAAACAUGCAUCGCCAACUCUUUCGCUAAUUCCAUAUGCGAUUCGCUCGAGGAUUUUCCAUGUCUGUGCAGCAAUCGAACGCAGCAGUUUAUCGCCAUGAACUGCUUUUCCACGUCAUGCACUGCUCGGGAGACUUUGACGACCUUGAACGCCACCAUGGUUAUGUGCGAGGCACCGGUUCGGGACAGAUCCGAGUUGUAUCGCCUGGUUAACACUGUCCUCUUCGCCUUGAGUACUGCGGCCAUCCUGGGGCGAUUUUAUUCCCAUUUCGCUCUUGGGCGCUUGCAACUUCUUGAUGACGGGAAUAUGGCUUUGAUACUGGUGCUGAAUAUAGUGAUGUUCACUCUGACAACCAUGAUGUCAUUCACUGGACUCGGACAAGAUAUGUGGAAAGUCCCAUUUAAGGACAUUAGGUUGACACUGGUAUACUUCUGGAUCUCCUUAGUCUGGUCUAUUGUUAUCUUUACGCUCCUUUACACGAUUGCCUUUGCCUUUUUGGGUAUCUUUAUCUGCUCUCCUGUGAGCUAUUUUUGGUGGCAAUGGGACCUGGGUGGCGAGCACAAAGGCAAGUGUCUGAACAACAACCAUAUUGGGUUUGUCACGGCAUCGUUUAGUAUCUUUACAGACCUUGCUAUGUUAGGCCUGCCUAUACCCCAAGUCUGGGCUUUACAUCUUUCUACGAAGAAGAAAGUUGGAGUCUUAUUCAUGUUUAGUAUUGGCUUCUUGGUGACUCUAGUUUCAAUCAUCCGACUGCACGCUUUAGUCAACUUUGCCAAAUCUUCAAAUAUCACUUACGACUUCCUUGAUACUUCGCUUUGGUCAUUGAUCGAAAUUUACGUCGGCAUAAUUUGUGUAUGCAUGCCAUCGCUCAAGCUCGGUCUCCAAUUCUUCUACCCUAAGAUUCUACGCAGCGUCGUGUCCACCUCGAGAUAUACCAGUUCAGGCCAAACAGGAGGCAAUAUUGCCAUUCAAAAAAGUGUUCAAGUCACUAUAGGUAGCUAUUCGACGAAGCCCAAAACGGAGGAGCAAGGCAGCACUGUUGAAUUAGUGGAAAUAGUGGGAGAUGCAAACAGCACACUAAUGGAUGAAGAGUCACAUGGUGAAAUAAACAGUGUAAAUCAGGGAUAG